AUGUCCGCAUACAAGGGAACGCUGGCACUGGCCUCACGCCGGAUGGACAACCCGAAGUUAGACGAAGUGCUCGACCGGUCUAUCCCAAUCCGCGUGUGGAUCCUGGGUUCGCACAGCAGCUUGCUGGUGAUCGCCUCUCGGAACGGCAGCAUCGAGCUACAGAAUACUACCUCGAUGAACGCUCGCCCAUGUCAAAUGAACCCAAUGAACGUACCUGGCUCCAUCAAGCACAAGAAGACGGAACGUAUUCAGCGAGAGAUGACAGCACAUAUGUUCCGACUGGCACUUCAACUGUUCGACGACCUGUUGAUCUACAGCCGUGCUCAAUGCCACUUCGCUACGCGGGACCCUUUCCCACCCAUAACAAGGAAGAAGCGUGACAUACAGCGACAACGAAAGCUGGAUCUCGUAUUGUCUCUGUUCAGCGAGGAGGCAUCGACAUACACGCAGAAUCCAAAUGCACAGCCCUUGACUGACGGGAUUGUUACCUUGCUCGGAGGCGCGGAUGGCUUCAUCUACGGGCUUGUAGCAAAGGUGGCUGAAGAACUGGUCCCGAAGGCCUAUGGUCUUCAUCUAAGCCCACGGACGGAUGUAGAGCGCAGCAACAACUGCGUGCUUGCGAAAAGGCUGUCCGACAACAAUUGCUUUCAUUUCGUGGAAUUCGAUGCAACAAGGAACGUAUGGUCCAAGAUGUACCAACACACCGUAAUUUUGGCGAUCAUCAAGGCUGCAUUCUUCAGCGACAGAGAAGGACUUGGCUGUCGCUUCCAGACCUACUUCAAGCCGAUAUCACAAGAGCUGAUAUUGUUGAUCAAGUAUGAGCUUUCGCUCUGGCUAGCCGUGGGUGAUCGUCUCCGCAAGCCGAAAGCCUUCAAUAAGAGCUGGUCCACGGAAUAUCAGAUCGUUCGAGCCGACCUCAGCCAGCUCGACAACAACCCUGACUGGCGUCAGCUACGGUUCAUUAUGUUUGACGAUCUCCUUGCCGCGUCGGGCUUCCAUGCUCCGCCUGUCGACCCUGUGCACUUCAUUCAGCCGCUCUCGCAACAGGACAUGGCACACGAACAAGCUUCAAUCAAGGCAAUCCUUCAGGGCCGCGUACAACCUCAAUCCUCUGAGCCCCAACAGGCUGACUGUGAGAGACGGUGGUUUCGUCUACUCGCAAAGGUAGGGAACGGGCUGCUUAGCGGCUCGAACGUUGGUGGUCGCUUCGCGACCUGGUCGUAA
This is a messenger RNA of Rhodofomes roseus, 1224 nucleotides long. RefSeq lists its product as uncharacterized. The transcript has 7 exons. NCBI's taxonomy places the organism in Eukaryota, Fungi, Basidiomycota, Agaricomycetes, Polyporales, Fomitopsidaceae. The coding region runs from base 1 to 1224 and encodes 407 amino acids. The record is from RefSeq and is a predicted model, not a curated record.